GACUCUUACGCUGUCGGCCCGUCCGAAGUGGUAGAACGUACUAACAUUAACGCCGCCUUUAUCCCCGGUGCGGGGUAGCUCGGUAGCUCCGGGUUGUUAGUAGAACACUGGUGUGAAUGGUGCCGUCUAAGAUGGGUGAUGCCCGAGGAUAAAUUCUCGCCAUGACCUGUUCACCGAAGGUCCCUGCGUAACUUCCACUGGUGAAUCUAAACUCCAGUAGUAGGGCCAGCUAGUACCGGUAAAAGAAACCGCCGACUUGACCACAGCUGAGUACCGACUUGAAGCACCCCUGAAACCAUGGCUCACCUCAAGGAUCCCAAGCUGCUCGACAUCCCCUACCAGGGGCUCAAGGAAUCCCUCGAAAACUCAAAGUGCGAGUACCGCCGGCUCGGCAACAGCGGGCUGCGCAUCUCGGUGCCCAUAUUCGGGUGCAUGAGCUUUGGCGACCCGCGGACGCUGAACUGGGCCAUCGGCGAGGACGAGGCGCUCCCCUUGCUCAAGGCGGCCUACGACCGGGGCCUCAACACAUGGGACACGGCCAACAUGUACUCAAACGGCGCCUCUGAGAUUAUCGUCGGCAAGGCGCUCAAAAAGUACAACAUCCCCCGGGAAAAGGUCAUCAUCAUGACCAAGUGUUACUUCGCCGUGGGCGAGCAGCCCGAGCUGCGCGCCUUCUUCGUGCCGCAACAGGUGGCCGGGUCCAAGGACUACGUCAACCGGCACGGCUUGUCGCGGGCCGCCAUCUUCAACCAGGUCGAAGCCUCCCUGCAGCGGUUAGGCACCGACUACAUCGACCUCCUGCAGAUCCACCGGUUCGACUACGACACGCCCAUCGAGGAGACAAUGAAGGCGCUGCAUGACCUGGUGCAGAUGGGCAAAGUUCGCUACAUCGGCGCCAGCAGCAUGUGGGCGACGCAGUUUGCACGCAUGCAGUUUUGCGCCGAGCGCAACGGCUGGACCAAGUUUGUCAGCAUGCAGAACCAGUACAACCUGCUGUACCGCGAGGAGGAGCGCGAGAUGAAUCGCUUCUGCAACGACACGGGCGUCGGCUUGAUCCCCUGGGCGCCUCUCUGCCGGGGGCAUCUCGCUCGCCGGCCCGAGGCCUUCGGCUCAACGGAGCGCAGCAAGGUCGAGAAGGAGACCUCCCCCGGCACCCACGGCACCGUCGAGCCCGACUUGACUAUUAUCAAGCGGGUUAUGGAGGUUGCCGACAAGCGCGGGUGGCCGAUGUCUCAUGUUGCGUUGGCAUGGAUCAACAAGCGCGUGUCGAGUCCCAUCAUUGGCUUCAGCAGCGUGAAACGGAUGGAAGAGGCCAUUGAAGCCGGCGGUAAGGUCCUGACGGAGGAGGAGGAGAAGUACCUCGAGGAGCUGUAUGAGCCAAAGAGGAUCAGCGGUCAUGUAUAAGGUAGCUUGCAGAAGCACGUGAAUGUAGUAGAUAGGCCCUGGAAUUAGAGCACUACUUCAAGCUGUG
Canariomyces notabilis is the source of this 1471-nucleotide messenger RNA. Its product is annotated as Aldo/keto reductase-like protein. Bases 298 to 1404 code for a protein of 368 amino acids. The record is from RefSeq and is a predicted model, not a curated record. NCBI's taxonomy places the organism in Eukaryota, Fungi, Ascomycota, Sordariomycetes, Sordariales, Chaetomiaceae. The transcript has 2 exons.